Molecule: messenger RNA, 1554 nt
Organism: Naegleria gruberi
Lineage: Eukaryota; Heterolobosea; Eutetramitea; Acrasida; Naegleriidae
Exons: 2
Coding region: 566-1327 (253 amino acids)
Source: RefSeq, a predicted model, not a curated record
AAAAAAUCGCAACCGCCCUUUUACCGCCAACUCUCUUUCCAAACAACAACAUACUUAUUGUGUGUUCAAUACUACUAGACUUCUUGGUACAUUACGCAGCGAGAAUCAUCAUUAGUAAUAGACAAUAAUACAUUCUAACAACAAGAGUAGUACAUCAAGAAGAAGAAGAAGAAUUUUUUCAAUUCACUCUAGUAGAAAUAUUUGAAAACGUUUAAUAGCCUGUGGCGAUACAACUAAACCUUUCCCUUUUUCAUAGUCAAAAGUUCAACCUCGGUUGUGUGGCUGUUCCGAAGAUUCUCAUCCAAGAUCAUCAUCAUCACUAGUAGUAUCAUCUUUUGAGGAUCCAUCAUCCCCUUCAUAUCUUUAUAUUUAUUCUGUUUAUAGAUAUUGUUUCAUACUGUACAUAUAUUCCAAUUCUAAUUAUCUGGCACGAUCAGCAUUGAACAAGUUAAUUGAUUAUCUAAACUACCAUUAUCCCUUUUCCAUUUAAUCUAUAUCAUCAACAAGAUUAUAUAUAACUGAAAAGAAUCAUUUCAGAAAAAAGUUUAAACAUCUCUCGACUAAUAUGACAAGCCUGAUUGAUACUGUUGAACAAGUUGUCUCCCCAACAUCAACAACAUCUCCAAUGAUUAACAUACACUCAGCGUGUACUUCCUCCUGUUCCUUUGAUUGCACAGCAGAAAGAGAAACAACAUGCUAUGAAGAUGCCUGCUCUGAACAUAGCUGUGGUGAUCACCACCACGAAGAAACAAGAGAGCAUGCACCAGCUACAAAUAUGCCUCUUGUAGUAGGCCCUGCUCUAGUUUCCCCGACUGCUGUUGCCAAUGGCUGCAAAUCGUGUUAUACUAGACCACCACAUUUGAGAGCCAAGUGUUGUGGACCUGGUAAGGCAAAGCUCUUUAAGAAAAAGUCAAAGGUUUUGGGAGCUGUAUUGGCAGAGAGUGGAAUUCUUUCUGAUUUGUUAGAGAAGGAAAAACAAGAAAAGGAUUCCCUCUCGAAUACUGGUUCAUACAUUCACCUCACUCAAUUUACAUCUGUUGUUGGUGAAGAAAACAAUUGUACAAAAGAAGUACUCACCACUACUUCACAUAAGGAACACGUAGACGAGACAUUGAUAGAACAAGCCAACCAUAGCAGCUUACCUCCACUGGUAGAUGUUUCCACACAUCAAGAAGCCAUUGAAAAACCUUCGAGAAUGAGAUCCUUUUUGAGUGGAUUAUUACAGAGAAAACAAAAGGUUAUGGUAACUCUGGGUUUUUCUGGUGAUUCCUCAACAACAAGUAUGGAAACAACUUCUGAUUCUUCACUGACGACAACAGAAAACUAGACACUUCCUGAUGUUAACAAGUUACAAUAUUCCUAUAGUCAAAUGACAAUAGUCAUUCUCGUUUUCCAAUUGUGCUUCAUAGCACUUCCAUUAGCGAAACAUUUCGAUGAAUUUGUGAAAUGUCAAGAUGGAAAAUCCCUCCAUUAAUUUAUUUAACUCCUAAAUGAAUGGCAAGUGCCAUUACUCACCUCUCAUAAUAAAUCUAAAAACCGAACGAUUUCAUUAUU